GUUCAGAACUAACAAAGCACAACACCAGCUACCCCGGGCGGGAGUAAUCAGGUGUAUCGUGUUCAUCCUUUUUAGAGACGAAGCAGCUACGGUCCAUUGGCAUCCAAAGACGGCAACGGCCCUGCACGCCUCUGUCAACGUGCGGCGGCGUGCCUCAGCUAGAUGGGAUGGGCCGACCACAAUCAUUUUUUGGCCCACGCGGCCGGAAUGGGUGUAGCUGUAAUUUGCCCUUUUCAGCCGUGCGAGCGCCCUGUAUAUAACAGGGCAAAGGCCAAAGGGCAUCGGUCUGGUUUUUCCUCCGCGUCGCCGCCUUCAUCACCCUGCAACGAUCUCCUUGCAACGACCACAACCAUUUUUUUUGUUGCUUUGUUUUUCGAGUCGCUAUGCUCACGUAGGGUGAAAUCUUGUUCUCGUUUCUUCGAUUGGUUUACUUCAAGACGUUCUCUGCUCGGGCACUCUUCGAGUUUUGAAAGUUCUGAAGCCCUGGUCGCAGCUGUGCGCAUCCUGGCUUUGGUUACCGAAGAGAUGCGAGAUCAUACACCUGGACCUCUGGACAUGCGUCUUCUUUCUAUAGCUCCUCGCGUUUUCUCUCGUGGGUCCAACAAUUCCCUUCCCUUACACUUGUGAAUAACGAGAUUUGUUGUUGGUUGUUUGCAUCUAUUUUUGUUGUUGUUUUUCUCUAAAUGAUUUUGUUUGGAUUAAUCAGUUAUAUCUUGAAUCCGUGACGACGA
This is a messenger RNA of Zea mays, 731 nucleotides long. RefSeq lists its product as uncharacterized. The transcript has a single exon. Lineage: Eukaryota; Viridiplantae; Streptophyta; Magnoliopsida; Poales; Poaceae. Bases 163 to 627 code for a protein of 154 amino acids. The record is from RefSeq and is marked validated.